AUGAAAUCUCCAGAGCUCAAAGACCGGCUGGAAGAGUCAGAGAAGCUGAUCCAGGAGAUGACGGUGACCUGGGAGGAGAAAUUAAGGAAAACCGAGGAGAUUGCUCAGGAGCGACAGAAGCAGCUCGAGAGCCUCGGGAUCUCCCUGCAGUCCUCGGGGAUCAAGGUGGGGGACGACAAGUGUUUCCUCGUCAACCUGAACGCCGACCCCGCGCUCAACGAGCUUCUGGUCUACUACUUAAAGGUGCCGCCCUGCCCUGCGCCCUCGCCACGAGCCGUCGCAGGGUUUCUCGGGGCGCCUCGCGUCGGUAGUGAGCGCGCCGUUUCAUCUGCGUCUGCUGAACGGCGAAGGUCUGGGGCUCGGCUUCCCUUUGAGUGACGUCAGCCUCACAGUGCCAGCAGCCGCGCUCAGUGCUGUCUGCAGCAAGCCGAGUAGCGGAGCCGCCCGUAUGUAACGCGCUUAAAAUGCGUGCGGGAGGGCUGUGGGGAGCAGCCCUGUGAGCCUCCUCGCUGGCUUGCUGUGACGGUGCAGAGAAACCACCAGGUGUUCACUGGGGGAGGCUGAGGGGAAAGCCAAG
Messenger RNA from Condylura cristata (star-nosed mole), 577 nucleotides. Its product is annotated as kinesin-like protein KIF13B. The transcript has 2 exons. Lineage: Eukaryota; Metazoa; Chordata; Mammalia; Eulipotyphla; Talpidae. The record is from RefSeq and is a predicted model, not a curated record. The coding region runs from base 1 to 378 and encodes 125 amino acids.